Molecule: messenger RNA, 1071 nt
Organism: Postia placenta MAD-698-R-SB12
Lineage: Eukaryota; Fungi; Basidiomycota; Agaricomycetes; Polyporales; Adustoporiaceae
Exons: 5
Coding region: 19-1071 (350 amino acids)
Source: RefSeq, a predicted model, not a curated record
CGACAUGGUCCGCUGUGAAUGCUUCCCUCACGUUCUUUCCUCGUUUGCGCCGACGUUCUAAAGCGGUAUGGCACCAGAAGAAACACGCGAUACAUUGAGUACAUAAACAGCGCAUCAUGUCUACAAUGUCGAUGCUAUACAAAUCAACCGCUGUCCCCGACCUCGCUCACUCAGUCACCCACGAACCUCGAUUCUAACGUGCUACCGGGACCGACGGCACCGCUGCCCAACUCUCUUCCAACACAGAUACGAAUACAGCGGCAAAAGGAUCGCUGGCGCGGCGGGCAGAAUCUCACUGAGCGAUGCCAUCGCUUAGAGCGCUCGCUGCGCGGGAAAGAGGCCUACGGAGCCCACAGGAACACGCUAGUCGACCAGACGGAAGACGCUGAGCAUGCGGAUGCUUUGGCUGCCUCGUUGAAUAUCGGACCCCCGACUUUCCAUGGUCUGGUCGUGCCCGAAAAGCCGAAGGAGCCCCAGUCAGACGAAUGCUGCAUGUCUGGCUGUGCGGUCUGCGUGUACGAUAUAUACGAGGCCGCGCGUGAGGACUACAUGCGCGCCGUCGAUACCCUUCGUGCUGCUCUGGACGAGCGUGGAAUUCCAGAGCGCGAGUGGCCCGAAGGCAUUCGUCGCAGAAAGGCGAAGAACGCGGCCGCCCAGGCAGAGCCAAAGCAAGAGUCCCCACGGGAGGCCAUCACAAACGCAUUUGAGGCGUUUGAGCGGGCGCUGCGGGAGAAGAAGGAAAGGGGAACUGCGGGCGCUGAUGUAGAUUAUGACGACCCGGUCGGAUGCCCCCCGCGCUCUGUUAGGAAGUGGGCUGCGCCCAGCCGCGAGUUAUGGCUUCAUGCAAAUAAAUUGUGUCUGGCAAGGGUCAUCACACAAGCGUUCAGCGGUUUGCGGGGAGAUGCGACACGUACGAGGCCGCACUCGGACGUUCUACUCGGAUACGAACGUCUGCUGAGUCUCGACAUGGCUGGGCAUUUUUCGGGCGUGAUUGUCUCAAUUUCCAUGGGGUACCCACUCCUGCGUGUCCUUUCUGGUAAAAAGGGACUUAUGCUGUGCUUGUCAAUCUAA